UAAGGGGUACGGUGGCUAAAACGGACGAUCCGAAGAAUCCACCUUUCUCUCUCUUCUUUCUCUCUCAUCUGCUCAUCUUCUCUCUAGACCCAGUAAAAUAUUUCACAAAAAAGAAAAGGGAAAAAAAGAAAACAAAACAAAUAAUUACAGAAAAGGAAAGGUUUUGUUGUGUUGUUUUUGCUGUUGUUUGGAUUUCUCAGGUAGGAGGAGAUCGUCUGUUUCUGGGUGCUGUUUACUGAUCAAUGGAAGCCAUUUAAGCUCUGUAUCAGAGCUCAUUUUGGGAAAGGAGGAAAAGGGGGAAUACUGUAAAGUAGGGGAAAAAAUCUUUGACAGAAGCUUGGUUGAGAGCAAUCAUGGCGGUGGUUGAGAAUGCUGCGUUUAACGGCGUCGUUUCAUCGAACGGGAGCGCCGCCGCCGCCGCUGCUGCUGAUCAUCAUCAUCAUCAUCAUCAUAACCAGUCAGCCAAGACUAAUCAGCGGUCAACUGAGCCCAAGGAUCAGAAUUUCCAGAUUAUGCAGCAGGAGGGCGGCAACGAAAAUGGAGUUCAGAGAAUGAACGGCGUGGAUUCGAGGAGGAAUGGGGAGAUGGACGGCGGCGAUGGUGGCGGGGAAGGGUUUAAGAGGGAGAAAGAAAUGAGGGAUUUGGAAGACAUGCUGUCCAAAUUGAACCCCAUGGCGGAGGAAUUUGUGCCGCCGUCUCUCAGUAGCGCCGGCGGCAACCACAGACCGGUGCUGCUCCCGCCGGGUGGAGGGCAUUUUGGGUAUGAUGCUAGCAAUUUUGUAGCUCUGCAGCCUCACUCCGGCCUCCCCAAUGGGAAUUUCAUUAGAAGGAAGAAGAAUGGGUAUAGUAAUGCGAAGAGAAGGCUGAAUAACCGGACAAGCAUGGCCCAAAGAGACGAGGUUAUAAGGAGAACGGUUUAUGUAUCUGACAUUGAUCAUCAGGUUACUGAAGAGCAGCUUGCUGGGCUGUUUCUGAACUGUGGCCAGGUUGUUGAUUGCCGUGUCUGUGGUGACCCAAACUCUGUGCUCCGUUUUGCGUUCGUUGAGUUUACUGAUGAAGAAGGAGCAAGGAAUGCUUUGAGUCUCGCAGGAACUAUGCUCGGCUACUAUCCCGUGAGGGUGCUUCCCUCGAAAACAGCUAUUGCACCGGUCAACCCAACGUUUCUGCCACAGUCUGAAGAUGAAAGAGAGAUGUGUGCAAGAACUAUAUACUGCACGAACAUUGAUAAGAAGGUUACUCAUUUGGACGUCAAACUCUUCUUCGAAACCAUUUGUGGGGAGGUUCUUCGCUUGAGGCUGCUAGGUGACCAUAAUCAUUCUACUCGCAUAGCCUUUGUUGAGUUUGUAAUGGCUGAGAGUGCUAUUGCUGCUUUGAACUGCAGCGGGGCAAUCUUGGGAACACUUCCUAUAAGGGUAAGUCCAUCGAAGACUCCUGUUCGACCUCGUGCCCCUCCUCGCCCAGCAAUGCACUGAUCUAUCUACCAUCGUUGUUGUCAUCAUCGCUGCUAUGGAGCUGUUCUUUCUUCUGUUUAUCAAUCUAUAUGCACAUAGUUACUCGAAACCUUUGAUUGUACUUUGUUCCGACUAUGUUGUUUAGUGUCUGUAAGGGCCCAACUGAGAAGAAUUUUUAUUGUCUCCAUUAGAGAGCUUGUAGAGUUGUUUCGGAUGGUAUGUCUUAUGAGGCUUACUUCUCGUAAUUUAUGUUGGCCAUUAUGCUAAACUCUCUCAUAGCCAAUGCACUGUGCAUCCAAGUGCUGAUGCUGCCAGUUCAUGUUUCUAACACUUAAGACUGGUUUUAACUGCUUAUUAUACUUGUCUUAUACAAAUCCUUUUUAGUUUCAAGCA
Molecule: messenger RNA, 1844 nt
Organism: Ipomoea triloba (trilobed morning glory)
Lineage: Eukaryota; Viridiplantae; Streptophyta; Magnoliopsida; Solanales; Convolvulaceae
Product: polyadenylate-binding protein-interacting protein 12-like
Exons: 11
Coding region: 354-1472 (372 amino acids)
Molecular function (GO): RNA binding
Source: RefSeq, a predicted model, not a curated record